UGACUAAAUCACUUGGAAGGAUUAAAUUCAAGGAGAUAAGAAGUCUUGUUGGAGUUGAGGAUGUGAGUGAGUUCAAGCUUAAGGGAGGAGAAUGUUGAAGUUAGCUUGAAAGACAAUUAAGAAAUAAGUUAUUUCUUUUUCCUAGGUAGAUUGUGAUCUAAAGAGAUAAGGAUCAUAAUAUGUUUUACAAUUAGGAAUAUGGUUUGUUUUGUGGUUAUAUAAGCAAUGUCAUGUGUAGACAUAUGCUAUGAGUUGUGUGAGUGAUUUUGAUAUUGUGAUUGAGAACUUGAUUGAAUAAGAGAAGGACUUCUUAUUGAUAUUGCUUGUGAGAUUCUAUAUUUCUAGAGUAUUGGAAGAUUGAAGUCAAGAUUUAGAGAAGUUUAGCUCGGGAUUAGAUGAUCCUGAGAAAUCAAAUCUAAACUUUAGAGUGAGUUUUAGCUUAGGACUAGGGUAUCUUAAAAGAUUCCUGUAAUAGAAAAUAUUGGUGUAAAUGCUUUCUUGUUCUACUGUAUUGGUCCUAUUGGAAAAGAAAAACUUGUGUCUUUUUUAUUUUCUGCAUUUUAUUACUCUCCAUUGCACUUAUUAGGAUCAUCUAACCACAAUACUAGACUAACAAACAUGCAUAUUAUACAUGGCCACUUAAGAUAAAAAGUAAAAUAAACAUAUAUAUAUAUAUAUAUACCGAUCCACUAGAGAAAAAGGCAGUUUUUAAGGAAAUAAUUUGAUUUUAUAUUGGUCAGGUUUCAAAAGAUUCAAGUCUAUGCUUUAUUUAUGUGGGGAUAAAGAAAAAGAGGAACAUACAACAUGGGAUCCAAAGUCCAAAGAAAGGUCUUUAUGGUGAAAGCUUAUUGACAAAGAAAAAAAGUGGUGACACACUUUACACUAAAUCCAAGUCAUUAGAUCUUAAAGAGCUUACAACAUGACGACAUGACGACAUCAACAACAUGCACCUCAUGAUCUCUUCUGCUCCUCUGCAUCUAACCCCAGUUACUGUCGUCAAUGUAAAUACAUGUACCGCAUAUUAAUUCAUAUGUGUGUGUAUCUCUUUCUCUCUAUAUAUAUCUAUGUGUGCAUGGUUCGAGUUAGAAACUGGAAAUCUAUUAAAACACAUAUAAGCUAUAAUGGGUGAUCUGCAAAUCGUGCCAGCAUACAACAAGGUGGAAGCACAGUACGUAGAAAUGAUGGUGCCAUUGUACUCUUACGGUUGUGAGAAGAAAAUCAAGAAGGCUCUUUCUCAUCUCAAAGUGAAAGUAGACUACUACAAACAGAAGGUGACUGUUUGGGGAAUCUGCAACAAGCUUGAUGUGUUAGCAAUGGUCAAAAAGAAGCGUAAAGAAGCUCGUUUUUGGAACGCUGAGGAGAAUGAUCAAGAGAGCGUGGAUGAUACCAUCGUCCAGAAAGAAGACACUGUUAAAACUUCGUCUGAUUCAGAUAAAUCAUCGGCGUUCUAUACGUAUUCACCGUCGUCUCCGAGGUUUAAGAGACCUCCUUUGUCACUCAUUAGAACAUCUUCCUUCACAUGGAAAGCUGUGAAGAAAGUCUUCUCUAGAUCCAUUUCCUUUUGAAUCACAUUUUCUUCUAUAUGAACCUAAUAAUGGUACGAGAAGUCACGUAUCUGUCAGUGUAUAAAUAUCAAAUAUUGUAGUUGAGAACACUCGUCAGCAACCAAUAUUUGAUGGUAGUUCAGUGGUCAUGGCUUUGUUCGUCUAUUAUAUGUUUAAAAUCUAUGUUUCUGGACAUGUUUCUUUCCUACUAUAUAAAAUAAGCAGUUCUAGUU
Brassica napus (rape) is the source of this 1777-nucleotide messenger RNA. RefSeq names its product heavy metal-associated isoprenylated plant protein 6. NCBI's taxonomy places the organism in Eukaryota, Viridiplantae, Streptophyta, Magnoliopsida, Brassicales, Brassicaceae. The transcript is spliced from 2 exons. Gene Ontology annotation, molecular function: metal ion binding. The record is from RefSeq and is a predicted model, not a curated record. The coding region runs from base 1122 to 1565 and encodes 147 amino acids.